CCCGCCUCCUGGUUGGGAUCAAGGCCGCGGGAGUUCAGGGCGCCCCGACCACGGGGACGGGCUUUUCGAAAGCGCGCGUCCUGCUUCCGGGCCCGCGGUCACUGAGCGCUGGGCGCCGGCUGGGCGCCAGGUGCUCUGGGGUCGGCACUGCCCACCCUGGGGACUUCGCAGCCCCGCCCGUGCACUGCCUGGAGGGCUGGCAUUUAAACGACCGUGAGUUUUGUAAAAUGUCACUGAAAGGGGAAGGCGGGGUGUUUGGAAAUUACAGAAAGUCACAGAGCAGAAAAUAAACCCCGAGCGACCUACCAGCCCGAGAGCCACUGUGAAUUUAGGGAUCCCAGGGAGCGCCCGGGGCCGGUGAGUUCCCCGCCACCUCUGUGUCAGCGGCUGGCACGAGGGCCUAGCCCAGGGCGUGUGGCCACGAUGUCCAGCCCCUUCCUGAAGCAGGUCUUCAACAAGGACAGGACCUUCCGCCCCAAACGCAAAUUCGAGCCAGGCACCCAGCGCUUUGAGCUGCACAAGAAGGCGCAGGCGUCGCUGAAUGCGGGGCUGGACCUCAAGCUGGCCGUGCAGCUGCCCGCCGGCGAGGACCUCCACGACUGGGUGGCCGUGCACGUGGUGGACUUCUUCAACCGCGUCAACCUCAUCUACGGCACCAUCAGCGACGGCUGCACCGAGCAGUCCUGCCCCGUCAUGUCUGGCGGCCCCAAGUACGAGUACCGCUGGCAGGACGCGCACAGGUUCCGCAAGCCCACGGCGCUGUCGGCCCCGCAGUACAUGGACCUGCUGAUGGACUGGAUCGAGGCACAGAUCAACAACGAGGAGCUCUUCCCUACCAGCGUCGGCACGCCGUUCCCCAGGAACUUUCUGCCGGCGGUGAGGAAGAUCCUGUCGCGGCUGUUCCGCGUGUUCGUGCACGUGUACAUCCACCACUUCGACCGCAUCGCGCACAUGGGCUCCGAGGCGCACGUCAACACCUGCUACAAGCACUUCUACUACUUCGUCAAGGAGUUCGACCUCAUCGACACCAAGGAGCUGGAGCCGCUGAAAGAAAUGACUGCCCGAAUGUGCCACUGAGAGCCCCUCGGGCUCCCCAUCCCCGAGGCAGUGCCAGGGGACACGCCCACUCGAGCGCCACCUCUCUGGAACAUGGACCAUGUUUUCUGGCCCAGGGCUCAGUGACAUCACAACCAUUGGACAGCAAGUCCUGUGCCACCCAGGCUCCACUGAACAGGGCGGCAAGCCCUCUCCCUGACUGCGGGUGGCAGCAGCCAUGGGUCCUGUGUGUGGGGUACGGCCUCCCUACGCCCACACAGCUGGGCUUGGACUCUGAUUCUGCGCUGUGAGCAGCCAGGAGGACCCGCCUCUCCAGUCCAGCACGUGCACUUGUCCCCGGGGGGCUGGAGCUCCUCCCAAACCUCUGCCCCACCGCACCUCAGCACGCUGGCCUUAGCCCCACUCGGCCUGUCGCUGCGUGCCCCAGCUUUGCAGCCUGGGACGGGACAGCCUGCAGGCUCCAGUCAAAGAUAGGACCCCGUACCCGCCAGGCCUUCUAGCAUCGGUCACUGUCAGGUCACCGUCACGAGUGGUACGACGUCCCCAGCCCCCUCCCCUCCUGCGUCCUCUCUGUCCGCUUUCUGCCUUCAACUCCUCCCAAACACUGGCUCAUCCGUCAGGCUCCAGACUCCGUGCCUGCACCCUGGGUCUCCUGAGGCCCCUCACGACCUUGAGAUUAAGGGGGAAAGUUCUCUACCAUAAGCAGUGAGUCCACGGCCUCGAGACAUAUGUCCCCGUAUGAACAACACGGGGAGCCUCCACGGACCCUCCAGGUCUGGGCCUGUCCACGGGACCAACGUCCACCACCGUCUCCCCUCAGGACACUGGGAGGUGGGGUCACUCGGAAGUGACUCCAGGAAGCCUCUCGCUACCCCGGCAUCAACCCCCGGCCCCUCCGCCCUGCCUGCUGACUGGCACCUGCAGUGGCCUUUCCCCUGCAGCCCCUCCCUCAACCACGCCCACCUCCGAGGACCCCGUGUGUCCAGGGUGCUCAUGGAAGAGAGGGGUGCUGUCACCCAACACCAAACAAGUGCGAUUCCCACGACCUCAGCCUGACCCUCCGGGUACUGCUGAGUCGGCUCUCACAGCCCUGGUCGGGCCUACGGAGUGCAAGACACCAGCCACUGGGUGUAGCUCUUUCUAAACGCAAAGCCACGACCAGACACCACAACCACUGUGCUCCCUAACCCCAGUCGCCCACUCUUCCUGUCAGCCUGGCCAGGUCGGGGAAGGUGGCAGGGACUGUGGGCAGGGAGGGUCCCCUCCCCACCCUCCUGCACCUGUGGCUGUUAUGCCACGAACAUCAGAAUAAAUUGUGCCAUUUUAGUAGCCA
Pteropus alecto (black flying fox) is the source of this 2389-nucleotide messenger RNA. RefSeq names its product MOB kinase activator 3A (gene MOB3A). NCBI's taxonomy places the organism in Eukaryota, Metazoa, Chordata, Mammalia, Chiroptera, Pteropodidae. Gene Ontology annotation, molecular function: protein kinase activator activity. The coding region runs from base 424 to 1077 and encodes 217 amino acids. The transcript is spliced from 4 exons. Gene Ontology annotation, biological process: signal transduction; positive regulation of protein phosphorylation. Gene Ontology annotation, cellular component: cytoplasm; nucleus. The record is from RefSeq and is a predicted model, not a curated record.